Molecule: messenger RNA, 4120 nt
Organism: Selaginella moellendorffii
Lineage: Eukaryota; Viridiplantae; Streptophyta; Lycopodiopsida; Selaginellales; Selaginellaceae
Product: cingulin
Exons: 21
Coding region: 56-3532 (1158 amino acids)
Biological process (GO): Golgi organization; endoplasmic reticulum to Golgi vesicle-mediated transport
Cellular component (GO): Golgi apparatus
Molecular function (GO): small GTPase binding
Source: RefSeq, a predicted model, not a curated record
UAGGUCACACAUCUUCUUGUUCUUGCGGAGGAAAUAUUUCCUCUCGAGCUGGGAGAUGUCGAUGCGGAGGCGCGGCGUGCCGAGCCGGCGAGCGCACACAUCACUCGGCCUCGCCACGGAAGUUGGAUCCGAUGGCGAAGAUCCGGCAGCGGAAUCGAUAUUUGCGCCUCCGGCUACGUCGUCGCUUCCUUACAUUAAGACUUACUCGAGGCAGAACGAGCGAUCAGCUCUGUCGCAGAAGGUCAAGCAAGGUGUUUUGGACGCCACGCAGUAUCACAUAUAUGCUGAGAAUUAUGGUGGUGUGGAGUUCUACCGGAGGAUGGCUAGAAAGGCCGAGUCCGCGAUGCAGUUGGAGCAGAAGCAAUAUCACUCGGAAUUGGAACGAAGUAACGAGCUGAUCAGUCGCUUGAGAGCAAGGGUAUCAGCACUCGAAGUUCUUUCCGAUGAGAGAGAAGUACUUCUGGAAAAUCAAAAGAGAAAAGUCAGGCAGUACAAGCAUCAGCUGCAGUACAACAGUAAGGCCUAUGAGAAGGAUAUGGCCUACAUGAGAGCUCAGGUCGAGAUCUCGGAGAAAAGGCUUGCAGCUUUUACGGAGGAAAGCAAACGAAAGAUUUUGGAUUUGCGACAUGAUAAUGUCAGAAAAGAAUCGGCUUUGGACGUGCUCCAGAAUGACAUGACUGAGAUUUUGAAAAGCAUUGACGAACCGCUAGAUACGUUUUAUCUUCCGGACUAUUUUACACAAAGGAUAGAUUCUCGGUCAAGUCCAGUUAGAAAGACAGAGGGGAUUAAAACAGCAGCGAAGAUACUGCGGAUACGAGUAGAUCUUGAUGACCUGUUGAAAGAUACGAAAUCAAGAGAAAAGGAAUUCACUUCUUUGCAAGAAGAGGCGAAGUCUCUACGCAAAGGAGCCGAAGAAUCAUUUAAAUUUCGAGACUCUGCUCUCAAUGCUUUGAAAGCACUCGAAGAAGUCUCUCAUAAGUUGAAUGGAUUGGAUCGUACAUUAGCCAGCGCGACACUGUUAAAAGGUGUUGACCUCAGUGCGCUGUCCGGAGAGAAGUCUCAGGACGAAAUUGCCGCUGGAUUUAACAAAGUUCAAGAGAUGAUUCAGCUGCUCGUUUCCAAGGCCGAUACUGCGGGAAAACUUUCAAGCUCUCUACAGUACGAGCACGAGAAAUGCGGCUCUGUGACUGCGCAAUUGAGGGAGGAUCUUGGACUUGAAAGGGCAGAUCCGAAAGUGGACGUUCUUUCAGCUAACUUAGUAGUGAUCAGGGAGCAAGUUCGAAGGAGACUGGAAUCACUGCAGAUGCUACAAAAAGAAAAAUCUUCCGUCGAAGUGGCCGUAACAAAGAACGCUUCAAAGGCACGAGAACUGGAAAGAUCUUUGGACGACCUUACGAACAAGCAGAGGAGGUUGAAACUCGAAAAGGAUAAACUUGGAGAUGCGCUUUUACACGUUGAGAAAGAAAAAGCUGCUGUCGGCAAACAGCUUCAUCAACUGCAAGAUCUGUUUGUCAAGCUGAGUUCUUCAUUGCAAGACGGUAGUUAUGGCACCCUUCUGCGAACUGCUGGAGCUGCAGUGACUAAAACCUCAGGUUUCGACGAGCAGAAGGAAGUUGGAAGUAUCGUGGGAUGUUUUGAGGCUCUUGUCACCGAGAAGACUCGCCUGGAAUCCAAGCUAAAGAAAGGACAUGGCCACCUGUUGGAGUUACUGGCCAUCUUUCAGAAAACAGAGAAAGGAACAGAUGCAGUGGCCGAGCUUCCUAUUAUCAUUGCGAAGGUAGUACAACUGAAGAUGGAUAGCGAGACAGCCAGCAGUAAAUUAAAGGCUGCAGAAAGCGAGCUGAAUGCCAUGGGUCAGAAGAAAGACAGUCAGCUAGAUUCCACCUUGAAACAAGUCAGUGAUGCAUGUGGUGCUCUUCAGGCGUCGAUACUGAAACUACAACCGAUCUUUGGAGAGGUUGGCAGCGCCAAGGCAGCAAAAGGAGUAGCUGAACUGGGACAGGUGGCUGCUGCACUAUCGACUUUAGUUCCAAAAUUCCUGGAUUUGAAGAAGGAGCGAGACUCCAUGGCUACCAAGCUGGACGGAAUGACUAAGGAACGGGACUCAAUGGUUACCAAGCUGGACGGAAUGUCGAAGGAACGGGACACAGUGGCUGCCAAGCUCGACGGAAUGUCGAAGGAACGGGACUCGACACUUACCAAGCUGGACGGAAUGGUGAAAGAACGGGACACAGUGGUUGCUAAGCUCGACGGAAUGGCGAAGGAACGGGACUCAAUGGUUGCCAAGUUGGACGGGAUAGCUAACAAGUUGGCGGAGGCCGAGAAGAGGGGAUCCGACGACAAGGGGUUAUCUCAGUCUACUGGAAAGCACUUGGAUACUAUCAGACAAAAUCUGAAAGCGAUUCAGUCUCUAUUUCCUGCGGAACUCGGGAAAAGUUUUGGUGGAUCGCUGUCUGAUGAUAUCGCUCUUCUCGACAAGAUAAAACAGGAGCUUCUUUCGUCAAAGGACACGAAGGACAAGGCUCUCGUUAGAGCACAAAGUCUAUCAGUCCAGGCAUCACAAUUGGAUCCUCUCUUAACAGAGUUAUGUGCAGCACUCCAGUCAAUCGAACAGGACCUUGGAGGAACACCAUUCAAAGAGGCUGGUUCUAAUCACGACACUUGCGGGAGGUUGAUUUUUAUCAAGGACAGAUCGAUAGAACUCAAGGCGUCUGUCGGGGAGAAAGUUAAAGCGAUGUCAGGAGAAAUCGGCGAUCUCAGGGAAAGAUUCAAGCUUCAGGAAAGCGUUCUAAAGAACUCGGAGAAAAAGUGGAGCGAAAGGGUCGAGCUUGCCAAGAAAGAAAUAUUAAGACUUGGAGGAUGUGAUCUAGACAACAAGGUGGAAGCGUCGAAACGAUUACAAGCGCAAGCUAAAAUCAAAGAGUUCGUGUUACGUGCUAAGCAGAACGAUGCAACAAUCAACCCCCUUAGCAAGCUCGCGACAUUUCAAGUGGAGCUACUUGUUAACAACAAGGCGCACGGCCAAUUGCAAGUUGGGGGAACUAUGGGUGGAUUGUUUCAAGCGGCCGUGCAUUAUUUUAAAAUCGAGAGCCAGUCAGGAGAAGUAACAUUUGAGAACGCAGCUAUUCCCGGGUCACAAUCUUCAAACAUGCUAGUGGAACUGGUUCUAAACUCCACUGGCAAUGCUGCCGUCUACGAAUCUAAAGCUGGUGAUGUCCUCGGUUUGUCUGUCAAGGUCAAAUCCAUCGAUGAUGCAGAUUUCAGAGAAAUACUAUACAACAGCAAUGUCAUUCAAACUGACGAGGUUAUGGAUGCAAUCAAAGGGCAAACGCUAGAUAAUUUCUCGCUUUGGCCUGAUCUCGUGAGCAGCUGGAAAUGGGAACGUACUCCCACCAAGGGAUGGACGCUUAUAACUAUCAAGUGGCGUUUUCUCUUGAAAAGCAUUUUCCCCGAGUUAAGCGAGCCUCUACAGACGCUCGCCAUUGCAAACAGGCCUACUUACGACAGGAGCCAAACAAUAAAGACCUUAUAAGCUCUACUGCUCGAGCAGCCUUUCUGCCACUAGCUCGCGCAUGACUCACCCACGGGCAAGACCAUAGAUUUUUCCAAGGGGCCGUGUGUGAUGCGGUACAGUAUAGCCAGCAGAAGAAGACGUCAGCACUCGAGAUAUGCCAUCAACCGGGCCUUGCUAUUACAUAUCCCACCUUGCACCGAGACGUGUAGACCGUCUGGAGUCCUAUCGGCAUGUCUCUGUCUCACGUUUUAAAAGCCGAGAUCUUUGCAACCGGACAGUGAGAUUCGAGAGAAAAGCUGCUCGCGUUUCCUCAGCGUUCAGCUGAUGAGCCGGUCUGCCGAUCCAAGACUCGGGGUUUUAGACUUCACAUUGCAAGCUUUCUCCACUGUCCUUUUUCAGUUUGUUCCUGCGAACUUUUCCAGCUCUCUUACCUACAUCUCCAUUUGCUCGCUAGUUUUGUUCCUCGAGUUUUAUUGUUCCACGGGCUUCGAUCAUCCAUGACUGUCUUUCUUGACUCGACUGAACACUGGUGGAAGUCUGCCAGCGAAAAUUUGUAUUUGUAUACUCUUGACUUAAAAAUGCGGGCGAAACGCCCGAGCUUUUUGA